ACGUACCACUAGAAUGCAGCCAUGAUCGUCUCCUCCUUCCUCCCGCUCCGCUCCUCCGUCUUCGUCCUCCCCUCCAGCGCCGCCUCCCGCUCCCGUCCCGCCACCGCCACCCUCCUUCCCUUUCCAAGGAUCACCCUCAGCCGGCGCCGCCGCUUGGCCGCCGCCGCGACUGAGAGCAGCAGCAGCAGCAGCGAAGAAGGAGAAGGAGAAGCGGCGGGCGGGAGUACGAACGGGUCCCUCCCGGGCCUGCCCCCUGUGGAGGAGGAGGAGGAGCUGUGCCCCGUGGACUGCGUGACGGAGUUCAAGACGGACGAGGAGUUCCAGCGCCACCUGAACCGGUCCAGGGCCACGGGCGCUCUGGUGGUGGUGGACUUCUACCGGCCCUCCUGCGGCAGCUGCAAGUACAUCGAGAAGGCCUUCACGCGCCUCUGCAAGGGGUCCGGCGACGACGGCGCUCCCGUCGUAUUCCUCAAGCACAACGUGAUCGACGAGUACGACGAGCAGUCGGAGGUGGCGGACCGGCUGCGCAUCAAGAUCGUGCCGCUCUUCCAUUUCUACGUGGACGGGGUGCUGGUGGAGUCGUUCCCAACGAGGGACAAGGAGAGGAUCAUUGCCGUCAUCCGGAAGUACACCUCGGUCGAGCCAGAACCAGAACCUGAGGAAGAGCAGCAGGAGUGAUUCCAUUUCCACUCCAGUGGUGGACAUCAGUUUCCUCGAGGGUGCAGAUAGCCUGCUGAAUCAGAGAUAUCAUGCACAACAGCACCACAGGAUUGUUUGGAGAUUGGAGUUUAUACACCUAUCCCAGCAUUUGGGAUGUGUGAGCUACCACCAGCAGUAUAUCAUGAAUCUGGAUCAAUGUACCACUAUCUGUAAUACGAGAUGAUGUAUAGUUUCUGAAUCAAACAUGAGCACUUAUCUUGUACGCCGUAUCUCGAACGGAACUGUGCAGGACGCAAAUUAGAACCUAUAAAAUUUGAUAUAUCGGGAGAGUAAAUAACAAAGUACAUCAAUACAUUUUUUGA
This is a messenger RNA of Zea mays, 1022 nucleotides long. RefSeq names its product thioredoxin-like 2. Gene Ontology annotation, cellular component: chloroplast. The transcript is spliced from 3 exons. The record is from RefSeq and is marked validated. Bases 22 to 678 code for a protein of 218 amino acids. Lineage: Eukaryota; Viridiplantae; Streptophyta; Magnoliopsida; Poales; Poaceae.